AUGCGGCUUCAGACAAAAGAGCCAAAGCUUAUGCCUAUACAAGAUGUUCGGACACGGUGGAAUUCAACGUUCCUUAUGCUCCGGCGUGCUAAGCGGUUACAGUCUGCCUUUGAUGAUUUCUGUGUCCAGUUCAACCUUACUGAUAUGAGGAUGGACGGAGAUGAAUGGCGACAAGUUGACUAUCUUCUGUCAAUCACCUAUCCCUUCUUCAAAUUCACCUCGUCUCUUUCAGCAACUACAGAUGUGACCAUUCACAACGUCUUUGGUAUCUAUAACGCCCUGUUCACCCACAUUGAUAAGGCGAAAGCGCAGCUCGCGCGGAAGAAGGUUGGUUGGAAGAGGGUGAUGAAGUCCGCGCUCGAUCGUGCGCGAGAUAAGCUUACCGAGUAUUAUGGAAAGACUGAUGAUAUCCCUGGUGAUCUCUAUGCAAUUGCGACUAUCCUGGCGCCACGGAACAAGCUAGAGUUCUUUACAACAUCAGAAUGGGAACCUCACUGGGGGCCACGCUAUAAGAAGUCGCUAGAGGCUUAUAUUCAGCCUUACCGGCAGCGCUACGAAGAGACACAGUCUACAUCAACUCUCCAGGCUAUAAGUCAAGACGUCUCUGAUAUUGACAUCCUUCUGAGAUCUACUGUAUCUCUUCAGUCAAAAGCGACGGCUUCAGAUGAGCUUACACGGUAUCUUGGAAGUACUGUUGAAGCAACGCCUCUCGUUUUCUGGAAAGAACACCGAAAUGAAUACCCUAUUCUGGCAAGCCUUGCCCGAGACGUCCUCACAACACCCGCUAGUGGUUCUGGCGUUGAGCGGUUGUUUAACUCUGCCCGUGAUAUCUGUCAUUAUCGCCGGGGCUCAUUAAAACCGCAGAUAAUUAAGGAAUUGAUGUUGUUUAUGUGUACAACAAAGUUCGACGUGGAGUCAGAGCAGCUUGCCCUGAUUGAUGAGUAUCUUUCUACGCAAGAGAAGCAAGCAAAGAAAGAGCAGAAGGAUGCCCAGAAGAAAGAGGAAGAAUUUGAUCCAAUCAGUGAUGAUGAAGAGGACCUAUCUAAUUCUGAAGCUUCUGCCGAAACUAUCCAAAAUCCUAAUGCGCGAGCCCUUGGAAAGAGAAGGGCUAUAUCGGAUCAGCUAAUUGAACUCGAGGAUGAUGAGGUUCCCCUGCCUGAUAAUAGCCACUUGGAAGAAGAAAGGACUACUCAGAGGCGUUCCUCUGGGCGUGUUCCAAAGCGCUUGAGACAGGAUGAGGAUUUUGUAUAUCUUUAA
Penicillium nucicola is the source of this 1257-nucleotide messenger RNA. RefSeq lists its product as uncharacterized. The transcript has 2 exons. Lineage: Eukaryota; Fungi; Ascomycota; Eurotiomycetes; Eurotiales; Aspergillaceae. The record is from RefSeq and is a predicted model, not a curated record. Gene Ontology annotation, molecular function: protein dimerization activity. Bases 1 to 1257 code for a protein of 418 amino acids.